Xyrichtys novacula (pearly razorfish) is the source of this 44415-nucleotide messenger RNA. The record is from the annotation of a GenBank genome assembly. Lineage: Eukaryota; Metazoa; Chordata; Actinopteri; Labriformes; Labridae.
AAAUCGCGUUCUCGCGAUAAGUGCCAUUUCUUCGCUAUACUUUCACCCCAGCGAGGCUAAAGUCUGCUGGGUUUGGUGACAACUUUAAGCAGGAAACAUGAGUGUUAGACUCACUGCUGGGGCAAUUCAGGUAAGGACUUCAAUGAGUUUAGUAGGACUGUUUGUCUUGACCCGUUUUUUUGAGUGGAGUUUUUGUUAUUGUUACAUUGCUAGCUGCAGCUGCUAGUAAUAUGAGCUAACGAGAUUUAGUGCCAGGCAUAGACUUUAUAUAGAAGUGCCUGCUGUAUCCAAAAUCUUUACUCAGUAUCAAAAUAUUUAGUUUUGUUAUCAACCGUAUGGCUUCAAUAUGGUUGCUGCAUUUUCUGGGAUUAUUACAUCUGACAAUGGUUUAGUUUGUGCCUAGAUAAGAUUAUUACAGUGUGUCACCAACUCAGCCUAUGUAUUUGUAUGGGACAAAGUGUUGAUGUAACAUGAAAACACUUUAUGGGUGUUUUUUGUACAUUACAUACCUGCAAAGGGCGAAAAAAAAAUGAUUUCCAGAGGCUUAUUCAACAUAACUGUAUCACACAUAACAUCUGUAUUUGUGCCGCUGUAAUGUGAUAAGCAGGUUGAGAUGAUAAUAACAAAACCACGUGUGUUUUUGUUUAGGACUUAAUCACAGACUCGGAGGUGACCAAUCCUGUACUGCAAUGCCUGGUAAGUGUUUACAUACUCGCAAUGUAUAGUAUAAAGUAUAAAAUGUUAUACUAUAUACUACAAAAUUUUGAUAGAGACAAAUCAAGGUACUUCAACUCUAUGAUGUACGAUGUAUGUUUUAAAAAGAAAGGAAACAUGUACAUUUGUUAAUUAUAGUGGUCAGGUUUUCUUAAGAUUUAUGGAGAAGGGAGACCAAAUGAGUUUAAGGGCUUGUGUAUUUUUGUAAACUAAAGCUUAGUUUAUUUAAAAAAAAACACUCCUAUAUUCUCAAAACAUUGUAAGUGAGUCAAGUUCUGUCUUUGAUUCAAUCACCACAGUUUUGCUGCAUGAUUUAGAAAAUCUCAAAAUGUGUAAAUCUGUUGCUCAGACUUUGUCUCUCAUUUCUUUUGAAAGUCUAUUUCAUGAUUCACUUUUACUGGCUUUCAGUUUUCCAUGUCACUCUUGUACACAAUUUAAAGACUCAAAGAAAGAGAAAGAAUCAGUAAAUGUAGAUGUUAAAAAAUCCUUUCUUAAUUUAUUUGUAACAUUCCUCCUUUCUGGGUUUUUCAGAAAAUGCGGCAGGUUGCCAAUACAUCUGGCCCCACCAGGUACCGGCUCAUGAUGAGUGAUGGUCGGCACUCAUACUCUUGUGAGUGUGUUCUCAGUUACCAUGAAAUUGUUCUGCCAUGAGUUUAGUUCGCCGUGGUGCACAUGGGCUUUUUUUCUCACCUUUUUUUAAUGAUGUUUGUGUUUACAGCUUUCCUGCUAGCAACACAGUUAAAUCAUCUUCCAGAGAAUAACCUCCUGGAACCAAACUGUGUUUGCAAAGUAAAGAAGACUACCACCAACACACUGCAGGAUGGCAGGUAUGUGUUUUUCACAUUGUUUCCUCCUUCUUUUUUCUCCUACUUUUCUAUGAUUGUUUAUGCUAUGCUUUUUUUUAUUAUGUUCCUCCAGGCGUGUGCUGGUUGUGAUAGACAUGGAAAUAUUACAGUCUGGAGAGGAAGCAGGAGGAAAGAUUGGAGAUCCAACUCCAUUUGCUGCAGAUGGUAUGACUGUUUAACUUGGGCAUGUCAAAAACAAUAAUAAAGACACUAUACAGGUCCCUGAUGGUGUUUUUUUCACUUGUAGGCAAGUCAUCACCUCCGCAGAGUCUGGUCUCUAGUACAUCGUUCUCAAGUUCUCCUGCAGUACCAGGACCCUCUUACAGGAACAACAGUGGUAAGUAACAGGUUAAAGACAUGAGUUAAUACUUCAGAAAAAAAACACUGGCAUAAUCUCAGUUUGAUAUAUCAAUCACUCUGAGCAAAUUGAGAAAGUAUUUCAGAAACGCUUUAUGUUUUCAAAUUGUGUUAUUUUUAUUUUGAAACAGAUGAAUAAUCAGUCAAACUCAUUUAGCGUUUCUUUUUUAUUUGAAUAUCAAAUAAACUAUUUCUGCAAAGGAACUAUUUAUAGAAAACUUUCCUGCCCUCUCAGUCAUAAGACAUAAAUCCUUUUAUGACUUUGACACCCACCAGUGCUAAGAUAAAAACAGUCUUUUUCUUUAAAAAAAAAAAAAAAAGUCAAUCAGGGCAAAUGUUACCUUCUGAAAUAUUCUUGAUUGUUGUUAUUUGUUAAUUUGUGACUUGCAUGAGAGGAAUAUCAAUGCAUGUUGAUGACCUCUUAUUCCAGCAGCAUUAUCUGAUUACAGAUUUAAUACUGGAUGAAUGAAUUUCCAACUUCAUUAUAAGGUGCAGUUCUUCUUUUACAAAAUUAUUUGUGUUUCUCUUCAUGCACAUACUUUCGGAUUAUUUCUUUGCCCUUUAUUAGUUUUUAAAACAGUUUUCUAAAGCAAACUCUUAAAAUGAAAAAGUAAAGAGCAGAAAGCAGAUCAAACUCAAAGCUAAGUUUGCUGCAGCUGAAGAAAAUAAUAAUAAAUUAACCUCUUGUCUUUUUUUUUCUUUACAUCAAAUUUAACAGUUGAGCCAAAAAAUACAGAGGAAGCCUUCCUACUGCAUACAAGGAAGACUUAUGUAAAUAAAGAGUUUAUACAUAGCAAAAAAGACCCAGAUGCCCUCAAGCUGUUUGUUAUAUAACAUGGCAAGUACAAUAAUAUAGUAUAACUAAUCAAAAGAGCAGAUUUCUGUAGAUAAAUAUCACACUAACAUAGUCGAAAUUCUAAUUCUUAAUACAGCAAAGUUAGAUGUGACAAUAUAACAGGUUUGCUCUCAGAAUUUAACGUCUUACUUGUCCAUGUAUGUCCAUACAUACAUGGACAAGACCAAACAAUUUGAAUUAUAUCAACAUGGUUCAAGGGAUUAUUUUUAGUGUCAGCAUCAACAUCUUUUGAGCCCCAUUAGCCAAUCAGUAAGGUAGAAGAUUAUUGUGUCCUUAAAUUUAAAUAAACUUCAGUCUUUUAGUAAUACAAUAAUAUAGGAUAUACUUGUGUCUGUGUGUAUUCAAAAACAUACAAUCCAAUGCAUUAUGUGAUAAAGAUUGGAAGAUUUGUCUGGAAGUUUAAGAUCACUUGAAAACUGUCAGAGCUGGUAAGGUGAUGUCAAAUCUGGCCCAGUUAUUCCAAUGAAAUUUUGAUUUUACAAACUAUCAUUCGGCCAAUAGAGGGAGCCCUGUACCCUCUGAAUGGGGCUGAUGAAUGAUUAGCAGUCCCCUCGAAGGUUUUUCUCCCCCAAGCUGUUGUUCUGAAGCCAAAAUUUGGGACAAACUAACUCUUUGGUGUUCAGUUCUCAAUCUCAUUUCCCAUACCUCACUGAAAGCAGCACUAUACUCUGAAAAGUAAAUCCCAGUUUUCAGCCCUUUGAUGUUCACAGAACUUCAGUGUUUGAAGCCCGUAGUCAGAACGUGGGUAAGAAGCAGAUUAAAGGGGAUAAUAAGGCACAGGGUGGUUUUUUAACAUUGUAAGGUAGCUACAGGAAGUGCUAAAUUAGCUGAAGACUGUAGUUCCUUUAACUAAGGUGCUGUUUUUUAAUAAGACACUGUGCACCUUUUUGUUAAAUUUACUGCUCUGCUGAAAGGAAACUAUGUUGUUGCCUGCUGGCCACUGCAGCUGUUAGAGCCCAUAACUCUCACCUUACAAUGUUUUACCACCGACUAGAAUCUAUAACAGAAUUGGACCUCCAAAUGAUUGCUGCCUUUCACUUGGAAUAGCCAGUGCGAUGUAUCAUGGCUAAAAUAGCCCCUGCUUUAUUGAAUCUGCUUUUAUUAGCUUAGCCUUUAUCUCACUCAGUAGUUUUAAACCACCAACUGCUCCCUGCGUCCACAUCGAUUUUUGUUGUGUGGCAGAAACAUAUCAGUAGUCCUCCUCGACGGAGGACGUGGGCAUGUGGGUGGAUAAUGAGUGGAUGGUAUAUGUUGUGUGUUAGUCCAUGUGUUGCUGUGUGUCUGCAUGUGUGUUGUGACUGGGGGAGCUUGUGUGGGCUGACGGCUCCUCCAGUUCAUGGCUUCAUGAAUAUUGCGUUGUGGACUCACUGAAUCACCUCGUGGCAAUGCAUGGGGGGGGAGUCAAGUCAUUUGACUCAGCAAAGAUGAAGCGCUGCAUUAAGUAGCUCAUGCGGCUCUUUUAGUGAGGUACCCUUUGAAUCUUGCAACCUGCUGCUCCUCUGUUUAAUUGUCCAGCUGAUAAAACGGUCAAGUAUUAAGCUUCAGACGUCCAGGUGUUCUUUCACUCACUAUUUCUAUGAUUAUAAAACCCCAUUCGGGUACUUAUUACAUUUGUGUGUUUUGCUAAAUGUUACAAAUUCGGUUACCAAAGAGAUGUGGGCCAACGAGUGACUAAGCAUCUUUUCCUCCUGACUAAUUAACUCCUACUCGACUCUAUUGAAGGAAAAAGUUGGAAGGAGAGAAAGAAGAAAAUAGAAAACACAAAGAGGGGAAGUAUAUUCACUUCACUGGACAUCCUUGCUAAUUCCAGCGCCAUGUCCAUGUGCAGAAACAAAGACAUCACCUGCUGUCUGCUCCUCUCAGAAGCAAAUAUACAUCUGUUGUUGAGUCAGAGGAUGGAAGAAAUAACUUAAACGGACUGUUGCAUUUGUUUCUUACUGAGAGGAUAUAUCAGACAAGAGGGAAUAAUAAAAAAAACAACAUUUCUCUGUGCAAGACUGCAAGCAUAGUUAGAUGUCUACUGGAUGUAACAGGACAAUAAAGCCCCAAUUAUUUAGUCAGCCUUUUUAUGCGGUUGUUAAGAAAACAUCCAAACAACCCAAACACAAGAGAGAAAAUAAGAAGAAAAUUGAAGGCAAUAAAAAGGCAUUAUUUUGUAUUUUUUCCUAAUUCAGUCAAGUCAAGUCAUGACUGCCCUAUCUUAGCAAUGUCUGUAGGGAAUUUAGAUUAUUAUAUCGCCUUUUUUCAGCUGCCUAAAGAAAAUUUUACUAACAAACACUCGCUCUCAUGAUAAACGAAACAGCCCCUCUCACACGUCGAGUCCUGACAUUUUCUAGAUAAUUUCAGGACAUUUAGACCCUGACAUUUUCUGAAACUUGCCUCACCUCACUGUGGGAGAUGUUCUACGCUCACUUUUACAAUAUGAUAUGAGCUUGUUAAGUAGGAGGGGACUUCUCUGUAGAGGUGACUGUUUUCUGUGUUACUAUCACUACAGUAAAUCAGAGGAUGUUUCUACGAUACCAGCAAAGCAGUCAAAAAUCUAUCACUGAUAACUGAGGUGAGAAAAACGUCCUCGCUCUGCUCACCCACGCACAUCCCAACUUCUUGCAGAAAUUUCACUUGGCACCUGGCAGGAGGAAGUCAAAAGUUCACAGUAGGUGUCUGCAUUCACAUCUGCAGCCUUACCCUUUAUAAACUUUUUGGAAAAUUUCAGGAUCUUUGUUCAUGUGUAAAAGGGGCUUCAGUGAGAAAUGCUCCAUUUUUGUGACCCUUUAGGAAACAAUUUGGUCAACCUUCCCUGUUUCAUCGUCUGCAUCUGCAUGUCUUUCAUUUAUAAGAUGAUGUACUCUAAGAUUUGCAAUAUAAAAAUACCUGCUGUCUGCCUCUGUGGGCCACAAGUAAACUUGUGUUGUGUGGGAACUCUAAUGAAAUGUUACUUGACUUGUUGGAGGUGUUCGACAGCUACACAGCAAUUCUGGAUAUCGUCUUGAUAAACAUCUAUUGCUGCCGCUGUUGGUUUUCUUCUGCUAGCUCGCUCAAAUUUAAUAUAAAUACUACAAUACUGCUUUGCUAUAACACUACAUCAGUCAAUGCACUGAUUCCCUUGGAGAACUGGUCGACUGAUUCGGGUUGAUUCAUUGCUGUCUUGAAAAAAAAAACCACAUGUGAUCUCUCACUUCUGCCCUUUAGUCUCCUUGUUUAAAGGUAAGAAAAUACUUAAUUCUGGCAGAUCUCGAGCAGUUUCCAGGUUACGCAGCCAAGAAACAGAAGAGCACAGUCGUAAUAUCUAAGAUGAAUGAAAAUUCCCCCCUAUGAGCUUCAGAUGUGACCUCUUGACAUCCUCCAAGCGGGAGGAUGUGAUCAGAGAACAUUUUUACUCUGCUUUUAAAAAAGAGAUGGAAUAAAAUGUGUUAAAGUAUGAAAUAAAUCCUCAUAAAUAAAGUGAGUCCUUUGGCUGCAGGCGUAGGGUCGAAGGUCAUUGAGAUCUCUGUCCUCAUUUCAAUAAUCCCCAGCAUGUCUCCUUGAAAUCAACUACCUUUAAAAUACUUUGUGGGUGUUAUUUUAACCCCAGAAAGCAAAAACAAAUCAAACUUAUCCAUCUCUAAACAAUCUCUGCAGCUUUUUUUGUCGUCAGUACUCCUUCCCUCUCCUCCUCUCCCUCUCAUAAAACUCACCCACAGUUUUACACACUCACUCUCUUGAUCACUUUCUCUAUUUAUUGCCUAUUUCCUUCUCUAUAUAUUUCUCUCCUUUAGUAGUCGUAGCACUAAACACUCUCCACACAUAGCACCUGCUGAGUACGUUACCAGCAUAUGUAUUAGAACUUUAUACUGAGCUUGAUCAUAAAACUGAGGAUCCAUGAAAAACCUCUGACCCCUAUCUUUGCUCUGAAUCCCCUCCUCCUCACCGUUACCCAAACUACACCCAUCAUCUUCUCCCACGCCUCCAUCCGGAUUGCGUGUGUAUGAAUAUUGAUGUUAAUUACCCCGUGCCUGAAAAUAGCAGUUCAAUCUGUGAUUUCCCUGUGGAAUUUGCUCAUAAGACUCCCGCUCUCACACACAUAUGCGUUCAAGCACAUCCCGCAAAAAGAGGGGAUCAUAGAGGUGAGUGUUUGUUGGAGCUUAAAUCAGAGGGAGGGGUCUCUGUGGAAUCACAUCUCCUUUUUAUUCCUGACAAUCCUCCCCUCGAAUGCUCUUCCUCAAUAUGGCAGCUCAUUCAUGCCAACACCAGGCAUCAUGCGCCGCAUAAAAAUAUACCCCGACAACAGACAACUAUCUCGUCUGAAUCACUGCUGGUGGGGAUGAGGCUGCUUCAUUGUGGGAGGUGAGAUAACACCUUGUGAUUCUGUAGGUGGGUCUGAACUGUUCAAGUUUGUUGGCAUUGUUACUUGUUAAAAAAACGAAAUGCUGAACAGUUGUUUAGGAACAAUAGAAACUUAUUCUAAACUUGGUCUUAGUUUGAGGUCUUUGUUUGUACGUGUGAUUUUUUUUAUUAAACACUUCCAUUGAGUGAGUGCUCUGUGUACCGCAGCACCAACUCCAUUAGCAUACUGAAUUAAAUCAACACAAGACACCGAGCUAUAGUACUGAAAAAUCCUUAGCUUGAUUAAUAAUACAUGAUUAGCCAUCCGGCAGUCAUCUAACAAUGCCCUACAUUUUCUCUUAUAGCUGGCGCCUUUAGAGCAGACCCACAUUUAGUUUGUAGUUUUAGCCUGAGUCCUUCAGUAUAUCAGCCACCUUAGAAAACUGUAAUUGAUUAUCAGAUGAACGACCCUGUCUGACCUCUCUUUAGGGACGUGUGCAUACAGCUUUAUGCUGACAUGCUGUCACUGACACCACCAGAAUUACUAGUCAGACAAACAAAUUCUCAAUAUUCUUCAUUUGUUGAUGUGAAAUUCUGGUCAAAUAUGGUGUAAGCUGUAGUCAGGUCAUCUGCCAUCUGCUCUGGUAGCUCUGUUUAUUGACUUCUGCCACAACGCUACAAUGCUUCACUACCAUGAUGUAUGUGUGUACCUGCAGACGCUAGGAUUGCAUGUUUAGCUGUGCCUAGGGCUGGGCGAUAUGGGAAAAAGUUAAUCACGCUAUGGUUUUUUUCAUAUCAGUCGAUAUCAAUAUAUAUCACAAUGUAAAAAAUUAAAUUUAACAGUGCUUAUUGGUAGCAUGUCUUUUGCAUUACAAUUAGCAUCUGCACCUGUGAGGUCUUUGUGUCUCUUCGAUGUUUUGUCGUAAGGUUGUUGUUGUUGCGCUAGAGAAAGUGGACUGAAUGGUUGGUUGAUUCAGCUGCACAGGCACUAUAGACUCCUUGCUCCGCUCGGGGUUUGUAACCUUUUGCAUUGCAUGUGCUCUGUCGUGUUGAACUGCUUCAGGUGGUGAAAAAGAUCUGAGGUAUUCCCCGACUUUGUGAGAACAUAUACUCGACAUAAUUUGCAGUACACAUUACUCUGCUUCAUGUCCGACUUUGAAAAAACAAAAUACCUCCACACCACCAACGCUUUCAUGCUAGUGUUGUAGACAAUGUCAUCAUCUGUUGAGCCUUCUAUCUGUAUUUCUGCCGGGGGUAGCACUUAUUUUCUUUUUUACUCAUGGACAGUGCUGUCGGCUUCAUGUGUUAAAGUACUAGGGUUGUGUGUAGCUGCAGCCUGCUACUACAAGCAAACCUGGAGCAACUCCCCUUUUCAUUGGCUAUUUGUAUAAUCUACCAAAACAUGGCAGAAUGCAGACUAUUAAAAAGGAUAUUGACCAUGUUUUAUAUUGAUAUUGAGGGAAAUUAAUUCUCGAUACAUAUCAUUAUCAAUAACUUGUGUUUUAAGGGGCAAAAAAAGUUGUUUUUGAACAAUCUGUCUCCUGUUUACGUUGAUCACAUUACAUUCAAAAUAGAUUUUAUAUCCACAAAACAAACUGAUAAUACAGUAUAAUGCCAUGAGAACAUAGGUGGGACUAUUUUUAAGGGUUUUUAUGUGAUGUCUCAGGACAGGUAACUAUAUUCUGAUAACUAAUCUUAAUUACUUUUUCCAUAUGACUUAAAGGCAAAAGUGCAUAAUCAUAAAAUGAGCAAUUUUUUUAGUAGUCAUACCUGAAAAGACAAAGUUUCAUACACAGGCACAGUUUGGUCUUAUCAGAAAGUUAAGUUACUUUACAGAGAAAUCUGUGAGGAAGUUUAACUUUCUCAGGCAUUUUUCAUCAAGUAGCAGCUGCUCACACAAUCAGAUAACAGUAUUAUCAUUAAUGUUUCAAUGCUGUUGAAAUAUUUUGUCAGGGUGUUUAAUUAAGUUUGUCUUUGGCUAAUGGCAAACUUUUGUGCUCUAGCGGUUCUGUUUCAGCUGUGUCAUUCAUCUAUAUCAACUGUUAGUGAUUACUUGAACGUGUGCUUUGAGGUAAAACAGUAUCUCAUAUCGUGGAGAAAAAAAAAUCUGUGCUGAAGUGGGGAAGUUGCUUCUUUUUCUCCCUUUUUUAAAAGAGUGUUAUUUGGGCCUUUUUUGAUUGAACAGCUUAAUAGAGAUAGGAAAUGUGGGGAGGACAAGCUCCAUAUCUGUUGGGACUGGAGAUCGAUCCCACGACCAGUGCAAAGAGGACCUAAACCAGUCUCCCUAUGAGGCUACUUUUUCUUUCUUUGAGUAUAAAUUAACACCAACCAUUUAGAUAUUCUUUUAAAAGGGUCACUCUGUCAGUUUUUCACACAUCAGUCUGUUCACAUGUCAAGAGGAGUCAAUUUUAUAUAUGCUGAAAGUUAUGUAAAGCUUUUUGCAGCUCCAGCAGGUGCUUGAAAUCUAGUAGGAGUAAUGCCAAUUCAAGUCACAAGUUAUGGUUUAAGACUUUUAAAUCUGACAAUGCAAAAACAACACACAACAAAAUAAGUAGUGUGGCGUGUAAGCCAAAAAGAGUCCCAUUUUCUUGCUUAUCAUCUUAGCUUGAUCUGUGUGGCUCAAGGAUUCAUCAGUGACUGUUUGCAUAUUAAGAAAGAUCUCUUUCAAACAUUCACCGGUGAAGAAGUAUUGACAUGGUCCCAGACUCAGCUGUAUCCAGAAUUAUUCGUCUGCUUUAAGAAGAAAUCAUCAUGAGUCACUCCACCGUCAUACCUAUUCAGAUCUGACUGAUUGCCGGUCUCCCGGGUUGCAGCAUUGCUGAGCACACCCACAUUGAGCAUUAGGCUACUUUAAGGCCAAUGUUUUCACAUUUCUAUUCUGGAGGUGCUGGUGUCAGGUACAGGGACUACAGCGGGGCCUGUUGUGUUGUGACAGUUCCUCUAAAAGUACACUGGAUGGUCUUGUCAUACAUAUGACCCAUCUUGGGUUCAUGGCAAUGCACUCAACUAGUGUGAUGAAACACACACAGCCAUGUCUGUCUUUACUUCCUUUUUCUCUUUUCUGCUACAGCACCAUUCAUCAUCAGCGCCAUCUACCAAAUUUGUCAUGACCACUGGGAUAACAAAUAUACAUGACGUAUAACCUUUUAGAGCUCGCUGAUGAAAAACUGUAUGAAAUGUCAAAUAUCUGAUUAAAAGCAACUUUUUCCACUUUUGUAAAAAUGAUCUGAUACUCACGCAGGAGUCGUAGGAGUACAAGUGAAAAAGUGGUUGGGACAUAAGUGGUGGAAAAUUGAUGAUCAUACAUGAUCAUGGCAGAGCUCGUCUGUCUCAUACAUAAAAAGAUGAUUUUGAGAGUCAUAGUUAAAAAGUUAAGGGCCAUAACAGGAAGUGAUGCUACCAUCUGUUCGACUUGCACCAAAUUGGGCACUUCUUCCCUUUGGGUUCUCAGCAUGGCUGCCAAAUCUAAAGCUGGCUGAAGAAAAUGUAGUGGAGAAAAUUCAAGGACGGUUUGCUGUUUUUAGUUUAGUAAACUUGGACAAAUCAGCAACAAAUUGUUUUUAUUUUCUUCAAGCUUGUCAAAGGAUUGGCUAUCUCUUCAACACUAUGCAUAAGCAGUUGGCGACUUCUUGUAAUCAUUUUUCCAUCCUCUCUCCACCCCUAGGCUAUGGAGGAGGUUCUGCAGGAAAACAAAUAGGGAAAGUUUCGCCUCAGUGUGGUAUGGAGACUUCCCCCAUGAAAGCUUCACCAAUGAAGACUUCACCCUUCGAAUCUUCACCAAUGAAGACUUCACCCUUCAAAGCUUCACCCAUGAAGACUUCACCUUUCAAAGCUUCACCCAUGAAGACUUCACCCUAUAAAGCUUCACCGUCGAAGACGUCACCCUAUAAAGCUUCACCCAUGAAGACUCCGCCCUAUAAAGCUUCACCGUCAAAGACGUCACCCUAUAAAGCUUCACCCAUGAAGGAUAACAGCUCUCCUGCAGGCUCCUCAACAAAAGUGAUUCCUAUUGCUAGCUUAAACCCGUACCAAAGCAAGUAAGUUUACAAAUAAGACUAAGUGUGUUGGUGUCUGCAUGUACCUGCUUAAUAUACACAGUUUCUGACAGAGGACCUGAAUACAGUUGAUUAAGAUUCAGUUUUGGAACGAUAUCAAACCUUAAACUGACCUACAUGUGUAUCCUGCAUGUGUUUUGCUGUGUCCUCUCACGCUGUGGCUCCGCCUCCCUAUUUGCUGCCAUAUCUGAGCGAAUCUUUGGGGCAUGUUUCACAAAAUCUGUAUUUUUGUGCAUGCAUGUUAUUAUUUUCACAUUGGUGCAUGUGACUGUGUAUCCUACAUGUGCAUGUUAUUCAGCCUAUCACCGAGGAAAUGAAAUGAGAUGACUGAUCCAUCCCUGGAAAUGGGUAUUUUAAUGAAAGGUACCACUGGGUCUUCAUGACUGCUGAGGUUUUGGUUCUGUUGUUUGGGCCUGGUGGGGAUUUGGCCCCGAAAGUUUCUCCCUCCCUUCCGCCUCUUUCACAAUUCCUCCACCUCCCUCAGGGUUUAAUUCCACCACUGCUUCUUUUUUCCUCUUCUUUUCACUUCAUAUAAUUUCAUUUUCGUACGUCUCUGACCUUUCAAAGUGGUCCAGAAAUAGCAAAGAGCACUGUACGAGAUGCAGUGUUUCAGAUUUGAGUAAAGGCAUCCCGUCAACACUCUCUCAGCGUUUGGGCUUUGAUAACAUAGCCCUGUUUGAAAUUGCGAGCUGUAAAGAUAACUGUGCCUCUAGGUGUUGUAAUAAACUGAUGACUGUUCUAACUUUGAAGUUGGGGAGUACCUACAGUGGGUAAAAAGAGAUGACUUCAGCAUCUGCUCUUCUCCGUAUGUUAGUGUGGAAUGAAAAGUGCAGAUGUGUGUGACAUGUUAUAUAGGAAUGCUGUGUGAUGUGUGCACAAGGUCUUUAUGGUCGUUUUCUUGGCUCUCUCAUCCCUAUUCUCCCUGUGUUAAGUAAUAGCAUCGAGAGCAGGCUAUAAUUGGCUUUUGGCUGCCAUAAACCUCAGUGUAGCAGUCUUAUCCAUACUGAGCAGGGAAUGGGGUUCACUCUGGGCCAGCAGCUGCUCUCAUGAUAGGGGAUUUAAUUGCAGGCAAAGUUAUGGUACGAAUAUCCUCCGCUGCACAAUUAUCAACGCAGUCAAAAAGCUCGCUACUGCACAAACUGCCGAGCUCGGCUGGCUGGUGUCAAAAACAGAAACAAGAAGCACAUUUUAAAUGCAUCCAGGAGUUGGCAGAUGUACAACACCUAGUUCUCUCUUUGAAAAGAAAGUUGCAGAAUAUUUUUUUUUUCUUUCAUGGAACUUUAAAAAGACUGAAAAGACACUCAUCCAAUUUCCAUGGGAAUUGUUCUGUUGCACAGUUGUUUCACGUCUGUGUCUGAUGUGAGCGGAGCUGGUGUGCUCAUUAACAAAAAAGGAUGUUUUUUAAGUCGCUCAGCAGCUUUAUUCACGCUGACCUUUAAACUGUGACUCCUUUAGUUGAGUUUCACUCAGCUGUGUUGAUCAAGGAAAACUUUGUUUAUUCUUUUACACAAGGAGUAAAUACUAGUUUUCUGUAAACAUUCACACGGCAGAAACCUGUAGAUUAAUUGAAAGUAGAACACAACUGAAGGCAAAGCUCAAUGUAUUUCAGUUUAAUGAUGGUCAAAUGCUAUUUUUUACCUUCGCAGUACUGAUUCUGACACCUUGGCUUCAAUAUUGGCAGACCGACAGUAGCCCUCAUACUACCACAUAAAGAAAGUAUACAGUAUAUUGGUAUUUAAACCCUGUUUCCUCACUCUGUGUUAGCUUUUACCAACAUUAAUCCUCGCUAUUGAUCGUUGUAGAGUAUAAUAACAAAAAUGUUACUCAAACUGUUCAGUUUUAUGGGAGGCUGGUUAGUAGGGGUGUCCAGAUACAACUUUUUUUCACUUCUGAUAAAAUAUUGAUAUUGUAGCCUUCAGUAUUGGCCGAUAUCGAUGUUGAUCCGAUAUUGGCACAAAAUGUGCAUGACAAGUUUUGCAUUCAGCUUCAACAUCUUUUUCAGAAUUAGAGGAAAAAUACUGCCACAUGGCCGACAUCACUCCUACUCCUUGCUAUUUUGUUAGUACCAUAGUUCACACUGUUGUUAUGGUCACAUGGGCUCUGCAUGCUGGGUCUGGGCGCUGCUAGAUAGAGGUGCUGGAGCGGAGUCAGGAAUGGACUGCUUGUAUCAGAGUGCUGAUAAAAUACAAUAUUUGUUUUUUUGCUGAUAUUGGACCGAUAUCUGAUAUCAAUAGUGGACUGAUAUUCAAUAUCAAUAUCGGAUCGGGACAUCCCUAUUGGUCGGUCGUUGUAGCAGACUGACUCGUUGACUUACUCGACAAACUUGUGGAUGUACAUUCUUCAGUAUCAGAGGCUGCUUUACAUGACGUAUGCUUUGUAAGUUCUAGUUUGUUGUGUCACAGAUCUCCUCUGUGUUUAUCUUCAGGUGGACUAUCAGAGCCAGAGUCACCAACAAGUCCAACAUCCGCAAUUGGAGCAACUCUCGAGGAGAGGGCAAGCUCUUCUCCUUUGAGAUAGUGGAUGAGAGUGUGAGUAUAGUAUUUGCAGAAGCCUGAAUAUCUGUCUGCAUUUAUGUUGCACAACUGUUAUAUUAUACAACUUGUCACACGCGGCUGUCUUGUCUUUUUAUCUGUAAAACAAAAUGAAUGUUGUUUUGGUCAACAGGGAGAAAUUAAGAUCACAGCCUUCAACAAGGAAGUUGACAAGUUUUACUCUCUGGUGGAACAAGGCAAGGUGAGCAGAGCCCACUCACCUCUCUCUCUCUCCUCACAUAAAGUGACAAGAGUUAUUGAAAACUACAAAAGAAAAAUUGAAACUUUUGUACAGCAGCUGAAAGUGCUGCAGGGAAAUGCCUCUGAAGCUCCGAAACCCAGUUGGUGUUUUAUGUCUGAGGUUGACUUUAAGUCUCAUUUUGACAAUGUUCACACAAUAUCUAAAGGCUACAAGAAAUAAGACUCAGUCUCAGGUAUACUCUUUGUGCACUCGCAGUGCUUCAAAUAAAUGUAUCAUUGUUAAAGUAGUGCCUAAUAAAUCCUCCUACAAAAUCCUCUCAUGCCUGCAGGACUUUUGGCCAAUGAAGGAGCUGCAGGCAAGUAUUAGAGGAUUUGUGGAAGGGAUUCAUUAAGUCAUAUUUCGCUGAAAUAUAUAUGUUUGAGACAUACUGAGAAUUUGGGGGGAUAUAUGAGGCCAGGAAUGUGCUGCUUAGAAAACUUGUCUGGUGGUUAUUUUGACUUUUUUAGAAAUGUCUGCAAGUACCACAGGCUGUGUUCAAAAUUUAGGAUAGAUUUAACUGAUAGAUUUAGAUUUAAAUGUUUAAUUUUUGUAUCCCUGUGAGAUUGUAAAGGAAGAGAAAGCUUUAAACAGCCUGUUUCCAUACAAAUUGAAAUGCCAUAUAAACCCUGAGAGGUACACUCUUUACGACGAGUAUAACAACUACAUUUUUGUGACAGCAUUGCAGGAAAAGGGGAGACAAGUCAUAAUUCUGCACCAAAAUGUGUUCGCAAGUUUGUCCAGUGCUCAUAAAAAAGCUUCAGACGCCUGUUAAUAAACCUCCAUGAAACCAGACGGAUAAAGAUAAAGACUUCAUUAGGCUAACUCAGUGUUGUGCCUUGGCAGUGUAUCGAUAAGGAUUCAUCCCUUUAAGAGGAAGUGUCCAGAAAAACACAAAGAGAAAUUCACUCUAAAAACCCUGAAAGUUUGGAGUAUGUCCACUCUUUUUGGACAGCUCAGACUGCAGAAACUGAACUUAGACUGAAAGUCCUCUCUCAUUUCUCCACAGAAUAAGGACAUUGACAGCAGGGCCUCACAAUUAAUAGAGAUAUUAUCAAAACAAGAUUAGGCCAAGUGAGAAAAAAACCCUUUUUGCAGAAUUUGCAGCUUUAUCAUAAAGAUGGAACAUGUGCUGUGGUUUACAAAUCUUGUUCGUCAGAUCAAAGAAAACAUGCUGGUUCGUGGAGAUUUCUCAUCAUCAGGGUUUUUAAUCGCUUCCCUGUGAAAAGAAAUCCAUUAAAUGUGAAUCAAUUUUAUUAGUAAUAUCCAUAGAAAUAUCCCGAAAGUAAUUUUUUCUCAUUUCAGGCAGCUGCAACUUUAAUCAGCGCAUAGUGUGGGAAGGACAUUUAGUUUUUGUGGUGUGCCUGUGCAUGAGAUUAUUAAGUUUAGAUUGAUCUGAAGAAUUCUCAACCUAUUCAUAAGGUUUUCUCGCAUUUAUCAUGUCGAGUAAUGCUCAUUCAUAAUUCAGUCAAACACUAUUACUCAUGAAUCAUUUUAGUACAGCCUUUGCCCUUUAAAAAUCUUGGAUGUAGGGUUUGUUAAUGGGAUCAUCUUUCAUCCAGCAGGCCCUGGUUCAAGACCUUGUGUAAGCAAGCAUCUGCUUUGCUGCCCUUUUACUGAGGAGUGUGAUGCCUAGAGGCCCCGGCUCCUCUUACAUAACUGACACUGAAGCCCUUGACCUCUGCCCUUGACACAGGGCUGCAAAUUUAACUGAAUUUCAUGCUAGCACCAACGAAUACAGAAAGAGCCUUAAAUUAGUUAUGAAUAUUUAAAUGAAUUUCCUCUAAUACUUACAGAGAUGGAGAGGAGUUAUCAACCUGAAAUGAUGAAUGUUUUUUUCAGUGCUUUGUCUUGUUUUGUAUGAACCCAAGAGGGAGUAGUUGUUGCUGCGGUAACAAUAAGUGAUGGGGAUCCUAAAUAGAUAAACAAAUACAUCAAAUGGGUUCAGAUUUACCAUUCAGGGGAUUUAAAAAGGGAAAUAUUUCACUGACAGUGCAGCAACACAUCAUGUUCCUGUUUACAAGGUCAGUAAUAUAACUUUAGACUCACCAGCCAAACAGGCAGGUAAAUGAAGACAGUCACGUAUUUUGUAACCAGUCAAUACAGUGAGUUUUUAUGUAACACAUGUUGGUUAAAAAAUAAAAUAAAUAAAUAAAUAAAAAUGGCUUCAUUUAGUAGGGUUCCUACACAGUUGGAAUUUCCAUACUUUUCCAUCCCCUACUUUUUAGAAUUAUUUUUGGAAAUACCUACUUUGAUAUUUUAGAACUGUGGUAAUAGUCUGGAAACAUGAAUAUUUUUCUAUACUUUAUUCAUUUUUUCAUUUUCAAUACGUUUUGAGACCUGGAAAGUGAUCAAAUUUAUUUCCAUACUUUCCAUCCUUGCAUAGGAACCCUGAUUUAGAGAGGACAGGACAGUAGACAGAGUAGGAAAUGGGGUGAAUUGGGGAGUGACAUUCAGUAAAAGAGGCAAACCAUUUUAUCUACAAAAGUCUAUCUAUUAAAAAAUUGUCAUUGUAAACAGUUAUUAGAUACAUGACUGUCUUGGUGGGAACAUUUAGCGCCAUGUCUUUCAAGCUCUUUGAAAUUUUCUGUCCAAAUGGAAAGUCUGCCUGCGUUUGGCACUCAGUGGGUGUUAACUUCGAACCCUGCCUGCAUACCUGAGCAGCUCCAGACAGGUAGAGCACAUGUUAAACUCUGACUCAGCCCAGUCUGUCCCCAAGAGCUCAAUAACUCAAUUAACCCGGUCAUCUUCCCCUAGUCACUCUGGCUCAGGUAUCAGCCACUGGCGGUGACUCCAAACAUGGCCCCUAAUCCAAUUUGUGCCCUCUGCCCUCCAUAGAUAAAUAAAGGAAUGAAUCUGUCUUCCUGUCGUGAUCUGAGUAUUGACAGAACAGUGAGUGGGUGUAACUGACUCCGAGCCCCCCCGAAUGCUUAUCACAUUAGUUUCAUGCCACUAUCUCUGUGUGGGGUAAAUCGGAGCGAGAGAGAGGGGAGGAGAGAGGGGAGGGAAGACUGGAGACGGCCAUGGAGACGUGCUCAGAGGGAGAAAGAGAGAGAGUUUUUAGAGUAAAUGAAGAAAUGCGCCUCGCAUAUUAAGAUUAAACGGAGCAGGUUAGGGGAGUUGUUCUCUGCUGCUUUUUAUUUUCUGCUGCUGUCUUUCUUAUCCAAAUGAGAUUAUUGAUCUCAAUUAGGUUUUCCUGGUUGAAUAAAAUCUAAUAAUUAAAAAAAAUUUAGGUGAACGGGACUCUAAAGAUACCACAACUUGGUUGAAUUUAAGGGUUUCCAAACCUUUCGAGCAGUUUUGGUGAAACAGAAGCAAUUACAGAGUUGAUUAGCUUCAGAUAUGGCUAGAAGGGGCUGUGCUUACCAGCAUCUCCUGUACUUCCAGAGAAACUGUUCUAUUAGCAAAGAAAAAUGUAAUUAUCUGUGUUUUUUUAAUUUAUUCAAUCCCUGUUUUUAUCCCACUGUUAUCAGAUGGGCUCUUGUUAAUCAAGACUCAAGUAAAGGUGUUUUAAUACAUCUCAAGGUCAAAAACAGAUAAAAAAAACUCUCUUUGUCAUUAACACCUCCUUUGCUGGAUCAGUAAUGUAGUUUUCGAAUUCAGUGGGGUCUAAAGGGUGGGGUUAAGGUCUAACUUGUUACUGCAGACACAUCCCUCUCUUUGUCUUUGUCUCUGUAGGUGUACUACAUCACCAAGGGUACGCUAAAAGUGGCCAACAAACAGUACAACUCGCUGAAUAAUGACUAUGAGAUGACCCUCCAUGCCAACACGUCCAUUGUGCCAUGUGAUGAUGGUCAGGACAUCCCAGCAGUUCACUGCGACUUUAUUCCCAUUGCAGAGCUGGAAAACAAAGACAACAACGACAUUGUUGGUAAGAGAAGAGAAGCUGGUAAUGUGUCAGUUACACCUUAUCUGAACUAAAAGUUUGCUUAAAGGGAUAUUCCGGCGCAAAAUUAAUUUCGGGUCAAACACACCAUAACACCGAGUUAGACACCCCGUCGAGAGAUUAAUGUUGCCUACCUCUUGGAAUGGAACCACCCGCACACCUCAACCAAAAAGCCACUCUAUAGCCACAAAUAAUGCAGUACAGUACAUAUAGGGUCCCAGCCAUAGUACUAGCCAUCAAACAUCUUUUAGCUUUGCCUGAUUUCUCUAGCAAAGAGACUAAACACAACUCACCUACUCUCCUCCAGCAGCCGCUUGUUUGUAGAGUCCAUUACCGACUGCAGCGGGGUGACGCAGCUCAAGGAAGAACAUUUAUGAUCAUUUCUUUAUCAAUUCCUUCAAGUAAUAAUCACCAUAUUAAUCAUUUUGCACUGCAGACGCGGUAGUUCUUCUGCCUUAGCGUCUCGGUCUGAUUGCAUUUCCAUGAAGAAAUUGUUUCUAAAGUUGUUAUAACUAGAGAAGCAAGCGGUCGGCAACAUUCAUCUCUCGACGGGGUGUCUAACUUGGUGUUAUGGUGUCUACCCUAACUUAAUUUUACGCCAGAAUAUCCCUUUAAGUGCUUUUAAAAGUUUUUGAAAAAGAAAGUUUUAAUCUAUGCGUACGCGCCAAAGUAGAUGCUCUCUGUAACCUUUAAACUACUUGUUCAAACUUCCCGUGAUCAAAUUUCUUCAUUGCCCGAUCAAAAACUGGCCUGUUGGUGUCAGGACAGAAUAUAUGAGCUGCUGCCAGUAUAACAAUGUUCAACUUAUCAGCUUGACUAUCUCUGACGUGUCAGGCAAUUAACAGCUGUAGAUAUUAAAGACGGUGAAAAAUUGAGCUUCUAGACAUGUGCACAUGCCUGUCAGUCAUGUACCAGGUGUCCUUGAGGAAAAUGUUAUGACAGGGUCAGAGUGAAGGUUAAUUCAGGCACACGGUAAAGACAAGAGAUAAAAAAGGGAGGAUGAUGUUCAUUCCAUUGUUUUUGUGGAGGUUAGUUGCGGCGCCUGCCCUCUCUUCCUGACUGGAAAGUCUUAUCUCAGGGACAGGUAAAUUGGGAUGGUCCAGGUGUAGAUUGGGGUCAAAAAUUACAGAUUCAAUAUCAUGCUCUCGGCAGUUUGCUCAAUAUUUUCAGUCAGAUGAUGCACAGGUUUUACGGUGAUGUUUUAGUAGUAGAGACAGAGUUUAUCAAGACUGCUUCUGGUCUUAGUCUAAGAUUUAGACACAUUCAUAAUAUUCUAUCUAAGUUUAUGACCCCUGUUUGCUUAAUCUAGACUAAAAUCAAUAAUUGUUCAAUUUUUACGUAUAAUUUAAAAGUUUUCAGUACAAGUGUGGAAUAAACAACCGAGUUUUGCCCUGAUAAAAAUACAAACAUUUAUUCACACAGCACAGAGAAAUCAUCCUGCUCUAUCCACAGGGGCAAACAGAAGUUUUUCACAGGAGUAACUAGAAAUACUUACGGUAAAUCCGAUGUGCAGCGUCGGCAGGGUGUAGCAGAGCUGUGUGCAUGUGAGUGCAUGUUUGUGGUGUUCCCGCUGUGUGUUAACAAGCUGCACCUGUUGCAAAAAUAAUGUUAAAAAAAUACCAAAACAAAGACAAUUUGAUGUGAUGCAUCAUAAAUUUAAAGCAGGAUUUAAACUAAAAAGUGUUUUCCUUUUUUUUUUUUUUAAACCAAAUCUUAUGAUAAAAAUCCUCAUCCUCUUACCUGUGGUUUUUUUGUUGUCUCCUCUCCUUACAAAGAUGUUUGUGUCCACUGUGCUUUUGUUCAGACACCUAGAUAUGAGUUUGUAUCACACAAUAGAGCAGAGUGAAGGCAACUGCUCUUUAGCUGCACAAGCAGGGGUUUCAUCUUAUUUUAGCACAAAGUGAAUCAGAGAGACAAUGAGAGCACAUGAAGAAGAAGAAUUAACACCAUACUCUUAUCUGCAGGAUGUAAAAUUCAUGUUCAGUUAUAUUCUACGCAGCAAUCUUGUAAAGUGAAACCAGUAUCAUGUACGAGCACACCACGCAGUUUACCUGCAGGAGCGUGUUUGUGUUGAUCACAGUGGGCCGGUGUUACAUGUUGUGUGUGUGUCUGCUGUUGUGUCUCCAUUCACUCUCUCUCUGCUGCCUCUCUCUCAGCUCCUUUGUUAAAUAGGGGAUUAUAACAUGGUAAUGAGAACUGUCAGCCUGUUCCUGUGGUGAUAAUGGAGUUCAGAGGUGGAUGACAUCGUCUCAAUCAUAAUGGAAUUAAGGAGGGCUGAGAGAGAGCAGGCAGAGAGGAGGAGAGGAAGGGGGUGAGGAGGGGGGAGGCCUAAGAAAAAGGUUAGCAGAGGAAGCAGACAGAGGAAUGGAGUUCAGAGAAUGACUGUUUGACAAAAUCUAUAAAGUAAUACUGUUCAGGGGUUUUAUUAAACACAGGUGCACUGCCUCUCACACCGUGAAAAGAACAGAAACGAGAGGCUCUGUCAAGUUUUCGACCAGAGGGUGAAUUUGGGAUGCAGAUAUCAGGAGAUGAAGAGUAGGAUUCCUGUUGAAAACCCUAAAACUCUUAUAUCUGAGUCAAUUCAUACGUAAACAUUUGUUUACACUGGGAUAAUGGGGCAUUUUGACACAGCAUUGAUCCACAAAAAUCAUAUCAAAGUACUAACACAGAGGAGGAUAAUGUGAUUGGACUCAGUGCCACACACAGGUCAUGCAUUAAUAGAGUGCUGUCAGACUGUUUUAAGCACAAACAAAAACAUAAAGCAGUGAAGAAUUUCAUAUUAUAUCUUUAUUUUUAUUUUAUAUUUAUACCUGCUAUGGAGUCAUGCUGUUGUAAUAUAAUCAGAAUGUGGUUUGGUUUUAUCUAGCUAGAAUAUUUAAGACCUUUCCUGGUAAAGACAUUAUCCAAAUGGCAGCAGAUGUUGCUUCAAAACCUGUGUAUGUGGCUCGGCAUUGAUGGUGGCUUUCUGGAUGUGUGGACUAGGCAUCCUGUGGGCACUUAUUCACCCCCACAUCAUCAGGGAUGCCUCAGGGAUGAACUGUGCACUGAUAAUAGGCUGGGUGGUCCUCCGUCUCUUCAGAGAGCAGGAUGCUACUGCAAUAAUAUCCAAAGACAGUGUAAAAUUUUGAUCCAUCAGACCACACAAAAGUUUUCAACUUCACCUCAGAUCCAGAGAAGUUGCUAACAUUUCUGGAUCAUACUUACAGUUCUUAUCUUUUCAUAUUCUAAUUCACAAAAUUGAAUAUUUAUAGUCUUUUUUUAAUUUCAUUUUUAUUGAUAUGGGCUCAAAGAUUAUAAAAAUCAGAAAUACACUAUCUCAAAUUUCCUAAGAUCAAUCAAAAAAUGUUUUAAUACACAGAAAAGUGCAAUUUUAGAAAGUACUGUAUGUUCAUCUGUUCACUCAAGAAUGGUUAGGGCUUCAUUGAGACUAAUAAAUACAUCAAGUGUCUCUCAUCUUCCUCUUGAUAAAUAUCCCAUGAAUUCUCUUCUCCUUCUAACAUCAUGGUCAGCACACUGUUUUGAUGUAGUUUUGUCACUGUGGGCAGGUGCCAAGUCCUGCUGGAAAAGGAAUCAGCUUCUCCAUAAGGUUCAGCAGCAGAUGAAAGCAUGAAGUGCUCUAAAAUUUAUUUGGUAUAGACCAUAAGGAUGGGCGAUAUGGGCUAAAAAAAUCAUCACGAUAAGAUUUGCCAUUUUGGUGUUAACGAUAAAAGUCCCGACAAGAAAUAUUAUGAUCCCAGUCCAAAUAUUUUGACUCAUUUUAUCUUGAGAACACCAGUUGGAAUAGUCAAAUAAGAUACUUAACCACAAGUUUAAACUCUUAUUGCACAAAGUGAACAGCAGCAGAUCCACCAUUCCACACCAGGCAAACAUGAUUGCACUCAUCUAAGCCCCAAUCUUGAAGAAAAUCCCUCAUGUGGAGCCUCGUUCAGUAACGAGCUGCUCAGAAAUGUCUUCUUCAUUACCUUCGGCCAUGUUUGUUUGUUACUCUGCUCUGUGUGGGCUAUGGCUGCGAGUCCAUCGCCCGCACUUACGUCAUCAACUUGCUUAUUUAUCAUAAGAUGGCAAAUAAUAUCAUGGAGGAUUUUUCUGAAAUCAUGAAUGAUAAUUUAUCGCCCAUCCCUAAUAGACUGCUACAUCGACUCUUUGGUAAAACAUGGUAGACCAAAACUAGCAGAUGUCAUAGUAACCCAAAUUAAGACAGACUAAGUAAACUUUAUUUCAAACACCUUGGCUUCCGGUUUCUCCACUCCUCUUCCAGAAUCUGGGACCUUCAUAUAUAUAAAUGCAGAGUUUAUUCUCAUCUGAAAAAAGGACUUUGGACCAUGAAGACACAGUCCAGUCCUGAUAAGAGGAUGCCUGUGAUGUUCUCUUAUGUUCAGGAGUGGCUUCUGACUGUUGUAGUCCUUUUCUCUGAUAACAGCUGUGCAUUCUUUCCUCUCUCGCUGCACUGACACCAGUCGACUCCUUGAGAAGCUCUUUAGAGUCUUUGAAUUGACUUUUCUCAACAAUCCUCUUAAGGCUGUGGUCAUCUCUGUUGCUAGUGCACCUUUUCCCACUACAUGUUUCUAACAGUCAGCUUUCUGUCAACAUGCUCUGAUACAGCACUCUGCGAACAAAUAGCCUGCUUUUCCAUCAGUGAUCUUCUUGGGUUUACUCUCUUUGCGGCGGGUGUCAAUUAUCAUCCUAUGGACAACUGUCAAGUCAGCAAGACUAGUAAUGACAAAGUACUGCUUCGAGAAGUAGAGGAAGUACUUUCAGACUUUACACAUAAUGCACCCUCCUUUUCUGAACUCCCUUUGUUCUGCUCUGUUCAUGAAAUGUAGACAGAGAUGUGGAAAAAAAUGACUCUCUUUGCCUGCAGAUGUGAUUGGAGUGUGCAAGAGUGCAGAGGAUGUGUCCCGUAUCACCACUAAGAGCAGCAAAGAAGUCUCCAAGAGGGCCCUCCACUUAAUAGACACAACUGGCAAAGUGGUGACGGCCACAUUGUGGGGAGAGGAGGUAAUAACUAUAAUCUCUCUCUCUCUUUCUCUCUGUAUCCAGGGAUGGAUUUGGGGUUUUAACAUAAAAACGCGCAGAGCAGGCUGUAAUUAAUGGUGUGUUCGUGGAGAUGCCCAGCCGUGCACGUGCCCAUGUGUCUCUGCGUGCUCUGACACAGAGCUGUGUGAUUGGGAUUUCGGGGCUGUAAAAUUUUGGAUGGGUCGAAUCAUUCCCCUGACCUUCAGGAGUGUUUUGGACCCGAGUCCCUGAUUUGAGACAGCAGGCUAAAUAACUCUCGAAUGUGCAUGAAAUGGCACUAUUCUUCUCUAAGCUCAUUCAAUCUGCAAGAGCUAAUCCCUUCUCUUUGCCAAAAUCCAAAAGUGACUUUCAAAUUAACUUGUAGGUUGGCCAAUUAUAAAAGAAAACCAUACCCUGUAUCACUUUCUAGUCUAUCCAAGCUGCAGAACCAGACUGAACAUUUAUGAUACAAUAACGCCUCUGCUUUGUCGUCUCUUUUUCUUCAUCUUUCUUCUCUGUUGCUGUUUUUAACCGAGUUUUUUUUCCUCCCUUCAGGCUGAGAAGUUUGACGGCUCAGGGCAGCCGGUGGUCGCAAUCAAAGGAGCUCGCUUGUCUGAUUUUGGGGGCAGAUCUCUCUCUGCUUCGUUCAGUUCGACAGUUAUGAUCAACCCGGACAUACCCCAGGCCUUUUUACUGAGGGGCUGGUGAGUCGCUCUGAGCAUGUUCACCCACACACACACACACACAUUUGUAAGCAACUUAAAGGGAUAUUCCGGCGUAAAAUUAAUUCAGGGUGGAACACACCGUAACACCAAGUUAGACACCCCCCACCUAACUUCAUCAACAGUACAUAUAGAGUUCCAGCCAUAGUACUAGCCACCAAACAUCUUUUUAUCUUUGCCUAAUUUCUUUAACAAAGAGACUAAACCCAACAUACCCAUUCUCCUCCAGCAGCCGUUUGUUUGUAGCGAGAAUUCUGACCAGUGCUUUAUAAAGAUCAUAAAUGUUCUUCCUUGAGCUGCGACACCCCGCAGCAGUCCGUAAUGGACUAGCCUGCGGUCUCGCUACAAACAAGCGGCUGCUGGAGGAGAGUGGGUGACUUGUGUUUAGUCUCUUUGCUAAAGAAAUUAGGCAAAGUUAAAAAGAUGUUUGGUGGCUAAUACUGUGGCUGGGACCCUACAUGUACUGUUGAUGAAGUUAGGUGCUGUUCUGAGCAUUAUUUGUGGCUAUAGAGUAGCGUUUCGGUUGAGGUUUGUUUAUGGCUCCUCAGACCGCUGUGUAUUGCUAUCCUGCGGUUGUUACUAAAGUUGGUAGAACUAGAGUAGCAAGGGGUUGGCAACAUUCAUCUCUCAAGGGGUUGUCUAACUCUGUGUCAACCCUAAAUUAGUUUUACGCCGGAAUAUCCCUUUAAGUGUUCACAGAUUUCCAAUCACCUCAUCCCAAGUACCGCACAUUUGCUCACACAUGCACAGACUUACACACACACACAUACACACUCAAGGCGAACAUAAGUGCAAGGAAGUGAUGAUCAAGUGUCAGGAGACUGCUUAGAUGUACAUCCAGAGUCCCAGUGGGGCAGGUUGAAGACAGGACUGGCUUGAGGGAAAAACAGAGAAGCAGGAUGGAUGAAUCCAGAUCCCUCUCUGAACUUAAACUUUACAUGACCAGAAACAUGGGGGACACUGUGAGCUGCAUCAAACUGGAUUCUUCUUAGCGGCUCCUGUGGAGGGAUUUAGAAUUAUGACUCAUUCACUCACAUUAAGGCUGUUCCCAAAGUCAUCUCAACGCUGAAAUAUAAAUACAUUUGUCUUUUGUGUGUGUGUCUGCGUGUGUGUUUGUUCAUGUUAAUGUUUGGACCUGUAUGUGAUUACCUGCAUGUUACAGCAAAAGUCUAUUCUUGCUAUUCUUACGCUGAGAGUUACAUCAAACAGUGUGCUCAUAGAUUGUGUUUUCUAAUCGCUGUGGGCUUUACUCUGUGAAAUCCUUCAACCUUUAAUGUGUGGUUAAUGAAUUUGACUUACUGCGCUGUGAACUCUGAUUUUGGUCAUUUUUAUGUAUGUGUUGCACCAAUUACAGCAGCUACUGGGGGGUUGUUUUUUUUUUAGAAAGGGAGACAGAGGAGAGGUUGGUUUCCUGCUUUUACCUUGAUCUGAAUAGUCUCUGGUCAAUACAUUAUCUCAUUCUGACACUCACUGAACUCCCUAACUAAAAAAUCUUUCUGUUCCCCAGUCUCUGCUUCUGUUUGGUCCUCUCCGCAGUUAACAUGCCGACACCCACACGCGAAUCGCAGUGCAUGUUAGUCAGGAGGCAAACAUGCUUCUUAACACCUCCUUAAUAUUUAGGUCUGCGUUUCACAAAGACAAAAGCUCCUCUCUGACUCUCCUCCCGAGGCGACACGCUGCUUUUUGGGAUUGUUUUGACCAGGCUCGCUUGCAAAAUUGAAGGGAACUGAUGAAUUUGGAUGAUGCCUUGAUUAGAUUGCUCUUCUCAGCUUGAAUACAGAGCAGGAGUCACAGUGAAUUUUAAAAGAGAAUAUUAAGAAUGUGGAUUAAUGAAUCGUCUAAGUCGUGAUUUCCUUUUUACCUCAGGUUAAAAAAAACAAACAAUGCAUGUGGACUGAAAUUUGAAGACAGGUGUGAAAACUGAUUUAUGUGUUAAUACGGUCGUUCUUGAUCGACAGCCAUAUGCUUGAUAGAGUCGUUUGCAGCAUCAAGAUGCAGUGGAUUUAAAUCAGUUAGGGGAUUAGAGAAGUAAUUCAGUCACGCUGGAGAUGGUUUCUUUAGAUAAUCACAGAUGGUGCUGUUUUUCAUAUAGUGCAGAAUCUUCUUUGCAGAUCGACAGUAUGUUAAUGAAAUACAUAUUCAUGCUUGUAAGCACAUGAACUUGUUUUCCUCCCCUGUAUAAAGAGAGGUACCUGAAAAUGUUCACAGAUGACUAUUAUUAAUAUUAUAACUUGUCCAGUUUAAUUAUUAAGACAGGAAUUAUUAGUCAUGCUCUUUUUCCUUUUCAUUCAACUCGACAAAGCCUCCUUUCCUUUUCUUCCUUUCAGGCUCUUUACUCCCUCAAUAAUGCAUGACGUUUUUCACAUGUAUGUGUUUUUAUUUUGCGCUUGUUUGCACAUACAUUUAUUUAUACACACGCACUGUUGUGUGUUCUUAUUCCCACACUGUAGGUUCGACAAAGUAGGCUUCAAACUCAACAGCCAAUCCCUGACAGAGACGAGGUCAGCGGGCGGCAACACAAGGAUAAACUGGAAAUCUCUGAGCGACAUUAAAGAUGAACAGCUGGGACACAGGGAGAAGGUGAAGUACAUACAGUACAUCAUGUUCGAACAUACAUAAGUACUCACGCGGCCAUGCAGCCAGAGGUUUAUCACUGAAGAAGAUAGCUUCAGUUGACAGCGUAAAGAUAAAGAAGAUAAAUUUUUACACAUUUACUUUAUCUGAGGCCAAAAUCUGAAUAUCAAAGUGAUUGGACCAGAUUUGCUUAACCAGACAGAUGCUUUUACACUUCAGUGAGGAAGUUUCGGUUGACUAAAGUAAAAAAUGAAAAAAAAAACCAAUACUGCUGUUUUCUCAUGAAUAACUGACUUCAUGGUCAAAUUGUUCUUUUUUAUGAUAAACAGAUACUUUUCACACAUUUCCUGUGUAAAAUGAAGGAAUUUUAAAACUUACUAAAAAGUCUUUUAGGAGGACAGCUGCAUUUCUUUUUUGUUUGACAGAGUUUUUGUUUUUUUUACCUCUACAAUGACCCUCUUAACAAGAUGAUUAAACUUGAGUUAGUAUUUCUUUUUUGAGGAUUUGAUUAAUCAUUUCACAAAGUGUCUGAAAAAACUCAUUGUUUGAACUUCCUUCAGCUCAGAGUGUCACUUUUAAGAUGUUUACUUCUGUCCAACUAACUCUGAAUACCAGAGAUAUUUCCAGUCAUGUGCAGCAAAAUGUUGUUGAUAUUGUUGUUUUGCUGCCGUAAACCUGUUUAAUCAAUCAUCAUUUCUCAUAAUGCAAACAGGAGAUAGUUCAUUUAUAAACGAAGGAGAAGUCACAUAAAUCAUGUCACUUCUUCUGAGUACAGUAUGAAUGAGCUCAGCCCUUUAUGAGGACUUUACUAACUUUGUUACAUAAACAGUAAUUCUGCUUUAUUCGCUUUCACUGAUGUUGCACUGAUAUUUUGCCAACUGCAUUAUUCAAGGCAAGCCACAAUUAUGGACUUGUAUUAAAAAACAAAAAUGAGAACCAAAACAAACUAUGAAACUUUUAAUUUUAGUAAUUUUUUUUUUUUUUUUUUUUAACAACCAAAUGCUUUUUUCUUUUUAUCUUUCAUAUUAAAUAUUUUGUACUUGCUUGUUCUCAGUCACAGAACAGCGCCUGUAGAGCAGAUGGGAGCGGAGCCCAGGGGCUUUUUCCCGCUGAAGUAAACCUUGUUGUUUGUUUGCUCAGAUCUCUGAGCUGGGUCUUGAUGAAAACUUUGGCUGGUAGCAGAUUGAAAUGUCAGUCAGAAAAUCCUCCUCUAACUCGGACAGCUGGCUGCUGUUUGAAAACAAGAGUUUAGUGUGUGUGGCAGAGUUUGAGAGGAGAAAAUCUGUCACUGUUGUAAGACAAGCGAACGAAACAAAAGGUUUUGGUUUCAGUCCCUGAGAAUAAGAGAGUUUCAGAUUCAUGGUUUUGUUCCAGAAGUUUGCAACAAAGGCUUUGAUGACAAGUUUAUUUUCCUUAAAAUUUAAUAGAAUCCACAUUUUCUAAUUUAAUCACACACAGAGUAAAAUAUUUCAAGACAUUUUUUUUGUUUGAAUCUUGAUGACUAUGAAUUACAGCUUUCAAAAAUCAAAAAUCCACUUUCUCAAAACAUCAGAAUAAUGUGGAGUAGUCUUGUUUCUCCAGUUUCUCGAUCAGUUAAUUAACGCUGGGACACCUGCAAAGGUUAACCGAACUUUUAUGCUUACUCUGGGUCUGUACGCACAACCACAAUCAUGGGGGAGACUGCAGACUUAAUAGUUGUCAAGAAGAUGAUCAUUGCUGAGCCAGAGAAGGUCAUUGCUGAAAAGGGUGGCUGUUCACAGAGUGUUGUAUUGAAGCAAGAUAAUAGAAAGUUGACUGGAAGGGAAAAGUGUGGGAGGACUAGGUGACCAAGCAACAGAGAUAUCCGUGGCCUUGAGAGGAUUGCCAAACGAAACAGAUUCAAAAACUUAGAGCUUCACAGGAAGAGCGUCAAGAACCACCACUCUCAGAAGUGGACUACAAGUAUCAUGUUCCUACCUUUAAGACACUCCUGAACCAGAGAACUGGACAAUGGCUCAGUUGUCCGAAGUCCUGUUUUCAGUUGAAAGUCACUUUUGGAUCCCAUGUAGAAGUCAAGGUCCCAGAGUCUGGUACUUGAAGUCUGGCGUGAAGUUUUCAUAGUCUGUGAUGAUUUGGGGUUCCAUGUCGUCUGUUGCUGUUGAUCCACUUUGUGUGUCACCUCAUGUUUACAUCUGCCGAGAAGCUUUAUGGAGAUACAGAUUACCUCGGUACCUUCCCACAGCACCAGAACUACCAGAAACUGUUUUUGUGGCCACAGACUGAACUUGAUUGACCCGCCGAUUCGUGUCACCUGAACUUGACAGUCUCUGAAGUAUGAUUAAGAGAAAGAUGAGAGACUUCAGAGCAAAAAUCCAGACAAGCUGAAGGACCUGAGCUUCCAUAACACCCUAGCAGAGCCACAGACUGAUCGCUUUCAUGCCAUGUCACACUGAUGCAGUAAUUCCUGCAAAAGGAGCUCCGUCCUUGCAAUGAGUGGAUUUAACAUUUUAGAAAUUGUAGGGCGAGCUUAAAAAACAAAAAAAACAAAGGCCUGCUACCGUUACGGGGGGUUGUGGAGGUUAUACUAGAUGUCUUUGAUUUCAAACAAACAGAAAAGACAUGGAUUUUUGUCAUUUUUAUGAAAUGUGUCUCAUUUAUAUGUAAGCGUUUUAGAUGAACACAAAUCCACAGUCAGUCUUCUUUUCAUUUUAAAUAGAGCAGCUGUAGGCUGUGCCUUGCUUUGACUUCAUGGAUUAGAGUCAUGGUUCUCCUGUGUUAGCUGUGGGAGUCUGAUAGAGGAGCUCUCAUAUUAUCUAACUGCUCUAAACUACCCUUAGACUGUUGCAGGCACACGUGAGAACCCCGUAAUUGAUCCUUGCCUUAUUUUAAGAAGUGUUAUCAUGUAGGAUUAUCUUUACUUUGCUCUGAAAGUUGAUUGCAUGUAAAGCGGUGUACGCCACUCAAAAACUUUCUGUGUAAUUAACUGGGUUAACUUCCAGCUAGUCUCCCUCAUCCCUCAUGUUUAAUUAGGAGCCACUCACAAGAAGCUUCAAGAUCAGUUUUGUUUCUAAUAAAAAAACUUCUAAUUAUGUGUUUGAGGUGGAGGAAGCCUACGGGGCAUAACACUGAGGAAAGGAACUCGGAUGGAGAGCAUUAAUAGAUUGAGAUAAGAGUAGGAAAACCAGGCAGACACUUAAACUCCUCGUCUCUUACAAACCUACACGAAAGCGUUGAAAGUGAAAAAAGAGAAGACAAAGGAGUGGAGAGAGUGGUGACCCGAGGAGGAGAAAAUUGGCAGAUUUGUAAAAAAAGGAGGGUUCGGGUAGGAACACUUUGGGCGUAUAUGUGGGGAAAAGAGUUGAAAGGUGAGAGGUGUAAAUAAUUCAAGCUCUGAUUUUUUCCUCCUCACUCUGAGCUUUUCCUCUCCCUCUUGGUAUUCUCUUUGUCUUCUCCUCUUUUCUCUCUCUUUCUCUCUCUGUGCCACUGUCCCCCCAACCAUUCCUGUAAUUGAACGGCUUUGAGGAGGUUGUCUAUCACGUACUCUGAGGCUGCAGCUUUGCCUCUAAUAACAGAAACUGAGUCAUUAGCUUUCAGUCAGAGGGAACCUAAUUUGACAUUCUACCUGUCUGCCUGCAUGUAUGUGCGUGACUGUGUCUCUGUUUGUGCGUUCGAAGGUGUACAAGCCAUUUCUAAUUAAAACAGCAAUUUGUGUGUGUGUGUGGGUGUGGGUGUUGAGGUUUGGGACAAGCAUUAAGGUUGGCAUGUGCAGCCAUGUCAAUUAUGUGAGGUAGAUUUUCACUUGGUUGCCCUUCCACAUACAAAUUUUAAUUGCGUUUAGGUGCCAGAGGUGACACAGGGAUUUGGUGUGAUAAGAAUAAAAAACUAUUUCCAAAAUAUCAGAGGUGUGUGCGAACGAAUCUUUAGGUGAUUCUGCGCACGUAUUAGUGUGUUAGGGUGUCUUUUUGUGUGUCUGUUUUUGUGCGUGGCAUUAGUCAUGCUGCUCCUCCAGGUUCUCCUCAGUGUGCUUAAGGUUAAGACUUUGCCCCAAGGCUUCUGUGUACUCACUGGAAUACAGAAGGACAGAGCGAAAGCCGCAGAAGGAGCGGGGAGAACAGGGGAGAUGAUGGCAAAUGCAGGGGGAUUUAUUUAGAGUGGUCCGGUUGUGAUUGAAUCGCUGUGGUCCAAAUCCUGCUGACCUCUGUCUUCACAUUCUGCCAACAUCAUGAGCCCUUGACAAUCCCCCCCUUGAAAGACAGCAUCUCCCCGCCACAUGCGCCCUCCGCACCACCUUCCCCACCCGUUGCCUUCCCACCUCUCCAGCCUCGCAGCGCUCCAAUCCACCCAAGUUUGCGAAAUAUGAUGAGGCAGGCAGGCGGGCGGAAACAUGGGAGUGCGGCACUGAGGGGGGGGGGGAAGGGCUGUUGCUAACGGGAAAAAUUCUCCUAAUUAAAAAAGCUCCUUUGCAAGUGUUUUGAAAGGGCUUCUUCUUGCUGUGUGGCAUGGGCGCUGGGUGGAUGGAUGGGUGGACAGAUUAUGAGGCUGUGAGUCAGUGUUAGCUAGCGGGGAGAAAGUGUCACAGAGCUCUAAGUCUGACUGACAGUAUCUGUGGAGGUCAGGGGGACAACAGAGAGCAUCAUCCAUCUCACAAGGGAUGCUGGGAACACAAUGGCCUUUUCACAUUCACUGCCCUUAGUGAACUCUUAACAAGAAGUGUGGGCUGCAAAACCGAGGAACAGCACCGCUCGGUCGCUGUGUGUUCGCGAAUUUUGGCCAGCGUCCUAGAGAGAGUCUUUGAUAGACUCAUUUAGGCCAACAUUAGUAAUGAGUCUGGCCCGGCUCGAGCUUGUAGUUGUUGUUUUAGAACGCAUUUUAAAGCAUUUCAUUUUAAAUUCUGGCUGUAAUUCUAACAUCUUGUUUAAGGCCGGCUCUCCUGGUAGCAGAAAUACCCUCUGGUGAUGCCAGGAAAAGCAAAAGGAUUUUUCUGGGGUUUCUUACUUGUGUGCUUGUAUUUAUUCUUUUCCUGCUCGCACAUGUGUGUCAGUUUAUUGGCAGCAGUGUGUUUGUGUGAAGACGGGUGCGUGUGCUCUCUCCUCCUCCCAGUGAGACCCAGUUCAUCUGCUGUGUGCGUUCUUUAUGUUUAUAUUUAUGGAAAUCGAAUGCGGUGCCUCUCCUCAGGAUGAGCGAGUAGCCUUUCUACCCCCGGAAUUAACAUUUCUUUCCUUUUUUUUUUUGGCUGUUGAUUUUAGCAGUGUGAGUUCUGACGCUUAAGGUGCUAAUAUCUGUUUAAAUUAUGACAACAUCGCUGCAUUUUAAUUUGAUUCAGCUCGACUGCGUACGCGCUCAUUUAGAUUCAAAAAAUGGAAAGAGGCUCAUUGUAUCUGUAUUGCAAAUGUGUAAGUUUGGGUCUUUGCAUAUAACCUUGCAUGGGAGUAGAGAGAGACUGUGAAUGUGAGCACAAUUUAUGUAUUAGAGAGGGAGAGAGAGAGAUUCGUCUCAUCUUGCAUCUAUUAUGCAUUGAAUUCUCAAACUCCCUCUGCUCUCUUUUUAAACUGUUCCAAGAUUGUUUGGAAGUCAAAUAGAGAUGUGUAAACAGCAUGCAUCUACCAGCUGGACGGACUCGUUGGCAUCAGUUUUACCAACGGUGCCAGGCUUGAUCUGAAUUUAUUUUUAUUUUACUUCAUGUUUCUCUUUGCACCCUAAGCGGCUUAUUUGCAUUCUUUAAACUGUUGAAAGAUGUCCUGCCUGCACUGGAAGGAGCACUUUUUUUGCUCCUGCUUGUCUCUUUUAUUUUUUUUUUUCUUGACUCCAGUUGGACAGGCUUCAUAAUAUUCAUGACAUUUGCUGCAAAGUGAGGAUUUUAAAAAUACCAAUAUUGACAGUACAAGAAAAAUGCCAAAUCAUACUAAAACAUUUGGAUGAGAACAGACCAUCUGCUUGAGACUAUUCACCCAAAGGUUUUAUGUUUUUUUUUCUAAUAUUUGUUUUUUUUUACUUCAUCCAAGAGUUUUUCAUGGACUAAUAUCAAUGACAUUUUCAUUAACCAGCUCUGUAGGGUUUUGUUUUUGAUGAUGGUUUUACCUUUUCUUCACAGUAUCCUCCACAAAGCUGUAAUUUGGUCAUGAAUGAUGAAUGAGCAGGGCCUGUGCAGUUGUCAUACAAAACCUUACUCGGUGACUAUUAGAGGAAUAAAAACUAAACUGUCUCCUUCCUCAAGGCAGCCAAACUGUGAAAUUUGGUGUCUGUUAUUCACCUUUAAUAUUUUACAAGGAUUAUUUCCAUGACACAGAUUAGUGAAGCACUUACUUUUCUAUACUGCAGCUAAGUGACCAGCCUUUUAUGGCCACAGACUUGCAUCGACUAUUCCUCACAUAUAAGUCUCUCCUCCUUAUCUGUGUGCGUACAUGUGGAAAAACAAAACUCAGUAUACAGUCUGUGCUCUCGGAUGAAUUUUUGACUGUUUUAGAAAACUGUCCCUGGUUAUGUAUCAUGAGCAGAUUUCUGUCCUGACUCUGUAUUGUUUCUGGUUUCACUAAGAUGUAUUGUGCUGUGAUUAUUUAUGGCCGUGUGUGUACUUUUGUUGUUUGUGUCUGAACAAUGUACUCACUAGAAGACAGAUUUAUUUUUAAAAAACCCUCAGAGAUUCAUCCGACCGGAUAAGUUAUUUUUUAUCUCAACUUCUCCAGCUCACAGGAAACAUUUUUUUGGUGAUGGUGGGCAGUAGAUCUACCCUUUUGAAGUAAUCAGCUGUUGUAGCCAAACCAAAACAGUUUGACGCACGGAAAGUUGUGAAAUUGGUCAUCGUACCCGACCAUUGUCAUGUGGACUCGACUCUUUAAUUUGACUUGUUAUUAUUCAUUGUGUUCUUACAGCCCAAGCCACCUGGUGUCUUGUUCAUCUUCUAAUACGGAGCCUCCUACACGAACAAACACUUCAAAGUUUCUUCUCGUGGUCACGCUCAUAAGUCACCUUUUAAAGAUGCUGCUUUGAGGAGAGUAGUGACAGUCUUGAUAAUACAUUCGGCUUUUUCUGUGAAUGUAGAUUAUGUAAAUGUGAUGACUUACACACAGUGAGAGAGGAUUCAUUUUUCUUUUUUCUGUUACGCAAGUCUAAGUGGGACACAGACAGACCUUCUUUCAAGGUGGGGUAGGCAGGAUCUGAGGAAGUGCCAGUUUUUAGGAGAGAUCUUGAAUGUAAACACUACCCCUCCCAACAAGCUUUCCCCUCAGCUCCUCCUCUCCCCAAGCCCCGCCCACAAACAGACGCUCCUGCUCGCUCGUAUCGUUACAAUUAAAUUCAGAUAAAUACUUCAUAUAAUGACAAAUGGGGCCCAGUCAACGUGAAUGUAAACAGCAUUGGUGCUACUGUAGAUGCCAACAGACUACCAGUAAACACAAUGUUUGCAGGACUUCUACAACGAGGAUAAAGUGACAUACUCCAGGUAAACAGUGUAGUGGCGCUACAACACGCAGCAGGUCUCGUUUGACAAGAAACACUUCUGUUACAGACACUUGGCUUACUUUGUUAAAGUGGUUUACCUGUCCAGGAGAAAGGUUACAGAGUACGUAAGAUCCUGAAGCGUCCCCCAUCGUUUAUACUGAUGUUGUCCCGGCUUUCUAGCUCUCGUCCGGUUUACCUCCGUUUUGAGCGCCAUUAUUGCUCCAGAGUCUCCAGUAUUUACUUUGUUUUCUUUUUUGUGUUUGCAGUCGUGGCCAAAGGAGGAUUCAGACAACUGUCCAUACUUUCUGGUUGGUUUCUACUGUCCGAUAUUGUAGCACGCUAUAGUUAUUUGAGGACUAGAAACGUGCCUCACAACACGAGGGUGCAGCGUCUGCUUCACAACCAAUCAGCACUGAGGAGCAGCGACCACCUCGCAACCAAUCAGGUUGGGGGAGGUGGAGAACAGCUUUGUUUAAAGUCAGAAAGAGAGGGCUGCUCAAAAAAUUUUAAAUGUUGACUACACAGACAUAUCAAAACACAGCCAUAUUAUUAUUACCAAAUGUCAUCAAUAACUAAUAGCUACUGUCUGAUAUUAAAAGCUUUUUUGUAAAUACACCAAAAAAAAAAAGGUGCUUCUUCAACGAAUUCCUCCCUUCCCCACCUUUAAGCCUCAGAGUUGUUUUUGUGAUUCUUCUUAACACAACCUCCUGGUUCAUUUAGAGGACAGGAUUGUAGAGUUAGAAACAGGGUAGAGAAAAUGAAGGUUAAAAAGAUGACAGAAACACUAGAAACAGAGAUGAAUAGUUACAUGAAUAAUAAAUAGAUUUGAAAACGUGUAUGAAGACAAUAAUGGUCAUAAUGCAGUCCAAGGCUAAAAAAGGGGAAAGAAAUCAAUAAAGAGUAAAAGCCAGAUUAAAAAGGUAAGUUUUUGGUUAACUUUGCGGUCUUGCUGUCUACCAGAAACUCUCUUUUCAGUGCUUCAGUGAGACACAUGAGCAUCAUUUAACAGCAUUCAAGAACCUCAGAGACCUCACCCGAGCAUAAAAUGUCAGAAAAUCUGUAUUGUAUGGAGGAGCAAGGCCACGAAGAGUUUUGAAAACAGUUUUAAGAACUUUCUGAAAGAAACAGGAAGCCAGUGCAGACUUUUUAAGAGGGGGAGUGAUGUGAUGGUUUUUCCUUUUGAGUGUUAAAACUCUAGCAGCAGCAGCAGCGUUAUGAAUGAGCUCGAGUUUUCUAAGAGGUUUUUUAGUCAAACCAGUAAAAUUGGAGUAAGAGAAAUCUCAACAGCUUGUGAUAAAAGGAAUGGAGGCCAAACUUUGGGUCAUAUAAAAAACAAAAUGAAGGGGCUCUUAAUCAGAAACCUUUUCAUAAAGUCCAGAAAACUCAGCUUCAGCAGGGAAUUCGCCCUCGGAAAGGGUCUGCCUAAAUUUCAGAUCCUGGCCCUAACAAGAAGUUUCGAUCCGCCAACAGCCUGAACAAUCCAUGUUUGCUUUGACCAUUCACACUAAAAACAGAGACUUCAGUACUGAGAACUGUACUGAACUGAAACUGACUUUGGAUCUUUACACCUCUAAUCCAGUGUGUUUGACUUGAAAGGUUAAGAUUUACAAAAAAAAAGCUGUACUCUGAAAAAUACUUGUCUGAUAUUUAGUUGUUCAUCAUAAAGUUUAAAGAUAGGAAGCCAGAAGUUGUCUCUCAUGAAUUCAUGGAUGUAUUAGUUUUGCACCUGGCUGUGAUAAUAACUGUGUUUGCUUGGAAAGCCUCAAAGAAGAAACCGUUUCAUGCUGGGCUUGAACUCUUCAUACAAUCUGUUUUUUUUCCCUUCAUUUGAAUUUCAACUGGUUUUACUCAAGACUCAAAAAUAGCUAGAUCGGUCUACUCUGAAAUUUUAAUGGAACAUCUUCAGCUUCAGCCCUCUUCAUGUUUUUAACAUUCACUAGUACUACAAGAACACACCAACAUAUUCAUGAAAAUACACUAAGAGGAGCUGCCAGUUUAACAGGGCACGGGGAGGAUCCUUCACACCGGUGCCCUGACUCUUCCUCUAUCAUCGUUUCCUUUCUCCUGCGCCUGUUGUCUUGUAUUCUAUCAAUAUUCCACAUUUUCAGCGACUUGAAUCAUGCUUUUGAGGGCCAAAUGGUAAUGAGCUGGUGAAUCAUACUGUUACAUUGUCUUCUCUUGCUGCUCUGGUGGGGGUGGUUUCGCUGCUCCAGCUCCAGCUUCCAAAGUGGUACAUUUAAUGCAGUGUUUUGGAAAUGAUGUUCAGAAUGUAAUUAUCCCUGUACGGGUGGGAACAACUGGUGUAAAGUAAAAUUAAAUAAACUGGUUGCAGUACAAACAUUUUCUGUAAUAAGAUGAUUUCAUUUUAGGUUCAUUUGGUUUUAAAGUUUUGGUCCAGCGUGUAACUCAAUUUGUUGGAUAGAUCUCUCCUCAGUGGAGUGUUGUUUAAAAGAGCAGCACCUGCAAAUUAACUGCUGCUUUUUCAGACAAUCAAGUUGCAGCACUUGGAUCUGAUUUGGUAGUUUUCAUUGAUCUCGCUGCUCUGUUCCAAUAAUUUGAUUUCCUUCUCUUGCACUUAUUUGCUCUCAUCUUCUUAGGCGGACUAUUUCAGCUGCAUAGCAACGGUGGUGUACACUCGCAAGGAGAACUGUCUGUACAAGGCCUGUCCAUCCGACAACUGCAACAAGAAGGUUAUCGACCAGCAGAACGGGUUCUUCCGCUGCGAGAAGUGUAACAGAGAGUUCCCCAACUUCAAAUACAGACUCCUCCUCUCUGUAAGUGCAUACGCUGCGCAUCUUUAAUGCAGCAUCGCCGACUUUGAGGGAUGUUGCCACUUUAGUGAUCACAUACAGACAUGAAUAAUCUCUGCUUCCCUCCCUCAUCAUCUUGUCUGGCUGUCUGACUCUCAGGCCAACUUGGCAGACUUCGGGGAUAACCAGUGGGUGACAUGCUUCCAGGAGACAGCUGAGGUUCUGUUAGGUCACAGCGCGGAGACGCUAGGACAGCUCAGAGACACAGUGAGAGACACACACGCACACAAAUACAAUUUACAGCCACACGCAUCUCUCCUUUAACCAGCUUGUCCACAUCUGGCAAGAAAAUUGCUUUCACGAUUCUGCUCUGAGGGUUAACUGUAACAGACUACUUCCUGUAAACUACUGACCCUGACUUUGUCUCCACCUGUUUUUUUUUGUGUGUGUUUUUCCCUGUGUGUGUUUUUCUCAGGAUGAGGCAGCUUUUGAUGAAGUCUUUCAGAGAGCCAACUUCACCGCUCACAUCUUUAAAAACAGAGUCAAGCUGGAGACGUACAAUGUGAGUAAUCACAAACAGGGAGCGCAAUACAAUUUGAUACAAUGCAAUGCAAUUUAGUUUCCCAGUAAUAAAAGAGCAGGAAAUAAUGACAUGUGAUGGCGCUCAUCAUUGUCCUGCAAGCUGUGAGAGUAUUUUUCAAUGCACUCUGCCUCCCUGGGAUUUUCGACCCAUGAUUGGCUUCUGCAUGUCUGUUACAAGCAGCUGUCUUAUCACUGCUUUGAACAAACACACCAGCAGGCAUUUCAUUUUUCUCUCUAUGCUAAUAAUGGUCCUGGAAAAAUAAGCUUUCAAAACAACAAUUGUAGCAUUGUAGUACAAACAUUGAAUGGUCUCAUUUAGGGUCAAUUUUGCAAUCAAAAACGCCAAAAUGGGGAGCCAGCUACAGCACACCAUUGAGAGUUAAAACAGUGUCUUUCAGAAACCGAGGCCACCUUUAGUCAUUAAAAGCGGUUGCGGCGAACAUUUUUCGAGCCCACGGGAUUUUGUUCUUGUCAGAUCUGAGUAACACCUCCUUUGUCAUGACGAUGACAAAUGAAGUCUGAUGGUUACAACAUGAUGAGACGGCAGAGCCCGCAGUGUUUACAGAUUUAGUAUUUUGAUUGGCACAAACUUUGCUCUGAUUAGCAGCAACCUUUAAGAGGAGCUGGUUGCAGGCAGAGGCGUAGGGAUGAUUCCCCGAAUAGUGAUAUGAAUGAAGGUGCGUCAGAAGCCUGAGCGUCGAAAAAAAAAAAACCUGUGAAACCUACAAAAAGAAAUCCAUUCAUACACUGCAAAAAUAGCCCUACUAGAAAGAAGCAAAAUAUUCUUAUAUUCAGUCAAAUAAUCCUGUAUCAAGCCAAAAAACCUGCCAUUAGGGUAAGAUUUUUUGCUUCUCAAAAUAAGAACAAAUUUCUUGGCCCUGAUGGACUCAAAUGAAACUUAAAACUAGACAGAAAAUCUUCUAUUAAUCUCUUUUUUUCUACAGCAAGCAAUGAUAUAUGAAGAUGAAGUUACUUAAAAUUAGAAUGUUAGUCUCUUGAAUAGAUGAACUUCAAGAAAAUACACCUUAAGGGAUUAUUAAUGAGCACGACAGCAGUUCAAAUAAGAUAUAAUUUCUUAAGUGAUGUCUUAAAUCUAGAUAUCAAUACAUUCUCAUUAGAUAUAUAUUUUUCAUUCCACAAGCAGGCAUGUGGAAAGCAAGCAUGGUCUUAAUUGUUUAUUUUUGUUUUGCAGUUUUCAUUUGGUCAUUGUAUUAUGUUGUCCGUUAUACAGACUAGCCUACUGACAUCUUUAUAUGUCAGAUAAUGUAGGAGGCAGCAGAUUCUGUCAGGUUCAGAUGACCUGCAAUGGAAAUCCACUGUUCUUAUUUCAUGGCAUUCUUAAAUUGAGAAGAUGUACAUAUGUCUUACUCUUAAAAUGAGACGAAUGAUCUUGUUGCUCCGCUGGAUUUUACUAUAAAACAUUUUUCUACUCUAUUUCUGGUUUAUUCUAUCUCAAAAUUAGCUGGAAUAUCUUAUAAAAAAAGUUAUCCAUUUUCUCUUAAAAUUAGAUAGUUUUUCUAAUGUCAAACAUGCUUGACAAGAUUAAUAUUCUUUUUGUACAAAAAAUAAGACUUAUUUCCUCAAUACUAGGCUGUUUUCCUUUCUUGAAAUUCCUUUUUUGCAGUGUAGUAGUAGUAUGUAAUACACCCCAAUAUUAAAUCCAAGAUGUUUUUUUUUUUUGCUUGCUGUCAAUAAAUAUGUUACAGCAACAGCCACCAAUCACGUGAGGCCACAAAACAAGACGUAGUAGUGCAAAAUAAACACAACACAAUAUCGGUCACACAACACAGAUUCAAAACCAUUUCAAUUAGAAUCACAGUGACAAGGGAGUUGUUAUGAAGCCAGUGUGCUCUGGUUAACAGAAAAACAAAUACAGCUGUGAAUUCAUUGCUCUUAAUUAGGCGCUAAUUAGCAUUUCGCUAUUGUCUGUCUAAGCCUAAUUAGCUUAAUUAUUCAGAGGCUAAUUUGCUACUUGGGGCACAUAGCGAGAGUCUGAGUGGAAUGAUUGAGAUGUAGGAUGAGCUCAGAACGGUCUGAAUCCUGACCGCAAGAAACCCUACGAGGAACGCCACGCAGAGUUCAGAAGCCUUUUUUUUUUUUAACUCAAAAACUUCAAGUUCCCGACGAAAAAAAAUGUUUGACAUUUGUAAGGAAUGCAUAUUUUCUGUAGCUGCAAUCUCAUUAACGUACAGUCAUCUCUUUCACUGAGAUAAGCUCUAGUGUCUAAUUACCCCAAAAACCAGUAAACCAGAACUACUUAUCAAUACAAACAGAUGCUGGGAAAUUCAUUAAAGCCCACAAAACAAAAAGUUUGUGAAGAUUAUGUCAAAACAAACAGCAUACUGAUGAUUUUGCUGCUUUGACAGUUUUACUCUCAGAAUAUACUGUUAAAAAAUGGAUGUAUUUUUCGCACCCUUUUAACCAAACUCAGUAUAUUCAUGCCAGUUUGAAUUUGAGUUUGUUUCACGCACCUUUUCCUCACAUUGUUGGUUAAAAAUCAGGUUUUUAGUGGAGUUUAUCUUGAGCCAAUCAGAAGCAAUGAGAACUUUAUCAUCUAUGUUUUUCGCUAAAUAAAAGUAAUGAGCCCAAACUUCACACAAGACUCAUCAAUGUACCCCAAAUUUAUUUUCAGCCGGUCUUUGUCGAAGUUUUCGUUUCAAAGCUUCUGAUUCAAACGGAUGAACACCGAGGAGAGACUGUGAUACGCUCAGUCGCUCGGCGCGUCUCUCUACCUCAGCCUCAGUUCUUUCUGGCAGACUUGUGAGUGUAACACAAGAGGAAAAGAUCAGACAUCCGCUUCUUUGUUUUCGCAGAAGUCGAAAAAAUUUAAUGAAACGUCGGAGCUUAAGAGGAUUAAUGAUGUUACAAAAUGUGUGCUUUGUCUUUUUUUUUUGUAACAAGAAGACACUGAAGGAAAAACAACUAUGUUUGGGUUAGGAUCAUAUUUCAGAAAUACUCCUUGAACUUCUUGCAUGGAAACAUUUUUUUUUCAACAUUUUGGUGCAAUGCAGAAGUUAAAAUACCAACUACUGCCAUCCAUAAACUAUAAAUAUUACAUCAAACAGCUGCUGACUCUUCUGCCCCUUUUUCUUUUUCAGACUUUAUCCUCGUCUUUUUUGAUGAAGUGCUUGUCUGUAAUUUUAAAAGGACUUGUUAAAGUUGCUUUUUGUUUUACAAAGUCUGACUGUAGUGCUUGUGUGUACAUAGAUUUAAAGGCCGGGAAGCCUUUGUAGUUGGUGUUUAUCAAAUAACUCCACAUGUAAAGGGAUGUUCUUGCACGCAGGAAGAGUUUUUGUUUGAAAAGUAUCAGCUGAUCGCGGGAUUUCUGAAAGUACAAAGCGAUGGCGAGUAAAACUACCACGGGUCUUGAUGUUAGUGCAGGCAACAGGUGGUGAGGUGGAGCUGCGCAGAGAAAGGAGAGCAUCAGUGUGCUCUUUACAGCACCGACGGUCCUCAUCUCUCUGCCACAGGUGGAGUUAAUGGAAUUCAGAUGAUGAUGAUCAGAUCUGGCCUGCAGCACUGGAUUCACUGGGUGCUCCUGUCUUCAUAAACAUUACAUUUGCAUUUGUGUUAAUGAUUAUCAAAGAUAAUAUAUAUGCUCCUCGAGGAAGAGUGCGCGAUCCCCACCCAGAGACUGAAUGCAAUAUUAGAGUCCAAGUGUUUUAUAAGGCUUUGAAUUUUCUCCAGGUGGGACACUUAUUUUUAUGAAAUCUGUGAUAUUAUGCAGUGUUAGAUUAUAUAAAGGUUCUGUGUGUGUGUGUGUGUGUGUGUGUGUGUGUGUGUGUGUGUGUGUGUGUGUGUGUGUGUGUGUGUGUGUGUGUGUUUUAGUCUGUGGACAUGGAUGUGUAUGCGCUAAUGUGUGAGUGCACAUCAAUCUGAAGUGCAUUAAUUGAUUUUGUCUCGAUGAAUACAUUACUGUCAGAGGGGACCUGCGCUGAAAGCCACACACUCUUGACAUAUUCAUUUAAAAUCAUCGACAAAUCACCCUCUGAGCAGGCUGUGUCAACAUCACAUUCAGGUCCCAGUGAAGCCGUGGAAUAAGGAUUAAGAUAAUUUAUGGCUGAAAGUGGAGAAAGUAUCACACACACAGAUGGAUCAUAUUUAUUCUGAUUUUUCUGAUAACUUACACAGCCUGUGUUAUAGACACCCGUCAUUCUAUGAACACCAUUGUGUAGGCAACUUUUUAAGACAGGGACUCCACUAGACCUCUGAAGGUGCACUGUAGUAUCCGACAGCAGAUCCUUUAAGUCCUGAAAGUUGCAAGAUGGGGCCUCCAUGGAUUAGACCUCAUCCUAUGGAUACUUAUUUGGAUCCAGAUGAAGUAAAUCCUAGUCCGGUCCUGAUGCUCACAUGUCCAUUGCAGGCACUUUUACACUGCAGGUGUAAAAGGAUCAGAUUGGGCCCCAUGACCGGUCCGUGACCAGUGAACCAACUGAUGCGCUGUCUGAUCUGACACUUCUUAUCAAGUCAGCAUGAACUUUUUCACAGAUUUAAGCUCCAGUAGCUCUUUUGAUGGCUUGGACCACACAGGCCAGUCCUCUCUCUCUCUCUCUGUUCAUCAAAGAACCUCAUCUGCCCUUGACCUUUUUCACUAGGUCCUUAAUUUUUCUUCCCUGCACCACUUUUUGUCAGGCAAGGAGAGAGCUAAUCCCAGCUGUCACUGAACAAGACGCAUACAACCAUGAACACUCACAUUUUUACCCAAGGGCAUUUUAGAGUGGCCAGGUACCCUAAUAAGCAUGUCUGUGGAGUUUGAGGUGAAGCCAGAGGGAACCAAUGCAUGGAAAGAACAUGCAAAUCCAUACAGAAAGGCCACUGGUCAUAUGCAGUUACCAGCAUAUACAGCUGAGACUAUUGGAUAUGUUUUAUUUCGAUGAAAAUGACAUUCAACCUGACUGUAAUAAUAACAUAUUUUUGUCAAUUUAGAAGAUUAGAAAAAGUAGAAAUCCUUGUAAACACUGAUCUGUUCAACAUGAACAUAGGAAAAUAGGAUCUAUCUGUAAUCUUGCUGGUCCUCUACUAAUGUUAAACAGAUUUUAUCUUGAAGAAGAAAACCUUGUGCUAAAAUUUGCAGCUUUCACAGCAUCAUUUCUGUUUAGCAGAGGCUUAAUUAGCUCCCCAAUCAUUGAGAUAUUUCACUCCAGAUUUUACAGCAGAGCCACAUGGUCAGCUUGUCUAUAAGCGGAAGGUAAAUUAGUAAAUUUAAUGUAAAUCUUAUUAACAUCUUACCCAUCAGUGUUUAAUAACUGCACAGCUGCACUGUUCAUACUGCUCAGCAGGGAUCCUUAUGUAAUGUAUGCAUACUGUAUAUUAUUCACUACACCAGAGAAUGGUGCUGGCCCCACAAACAGGUGUGUGUCGACAUGUUCUUUCAUUGUGUCGAUGUUUAACAAAAACACCUGAGCCCUCUAACUGCUUUGAGUUGUAUAUUAGGGUUACGCUUUUGGCCCUGAAGUGAUUGUUAUCCACUGAUGUGAUCAGAAUGUUAAUUUUCAUUCAUUAAGUAAAGGCUUCUCCCCUGUCCUUUUAAGAUCAUUGCUUUUGUAUAAGUUCUCACCUUUUGUCAAGUGAGUCUCCUUGUGUUAAAAACACUAAUAGAGGUGCUGAGCCGUGUCUAAGGUGCAGAAAAAAUGUGAGAUCCUUGAUACUUGCUGUGCAAGCUGAGUUACUAACUGAUAAAUAGGAGUGUCCUGAUGCAACUUUUUUACUUCCGAUACCAUAUCAAUAUUGAAGCCUUCAGGAUUGGCUGAUAUUGGCACAAACUUGAGCAUGACAAGUUUUGCACUCAGCUGCAACAUCUUUUUCGGACUUUAACAAAAAAUGCUGCCACAUGGCUGAUAUCCCUCCUACUCCUUACUCUAGAAUGUUGUGCUAAUUAUGUGGUAUCUUAGUAUUUCUUAUGUGUGAAACUCAAAGAACUAUUUGUGUAAGUCAAAUUAGAACAUGUGUUUAAAAGUUUUUGUCUUUUGAAUUCAAAAUAAAGGUAAACACGGACGAGAGCACAACAUCUGCCUCUGGAGUAUUUGACCUUGAACGCUCCUUCCCUUGAACAAAUUAUAUUUAAUAGUUUGUGCUGCACGCUCCCGAUGUUAUGUCAGAUUUGGUCUAAUUAGCUCCAAGCCUUUUUGAACUGUGCCUUAAUGCCUUAAAGCAUUUUUUUUUUUUUAAAGAAAUCCUGGAAUUAAUCAUGUGUAAAUGAAAAGAAAAUAGUUUUUUAAUGUAUCACUCACUGUAAAUAUUUGCUGUGGAAAAUGUAAACAAAGGCAGGUAUCAGGCACAAUUUUUGACAACACAGCGUUGUCUGUAUGGUUUGGCAUGUUGUACACGUGCAAACAGAGUUUUGGGGUUACUGAAAAUCAAGGUUCUCAGAAAACACCUUCCAAGAUACAGAUUUUUUUUCAACAUUAUCUGAAUGGUACCACAACAAUUUUAGUUUAUAUGUGUAACCUGUGUGACAAAUCAGCGGGUUUCAGGAAUCUGCGUUUUAACUAGAUGUUAAAAAGGAUCAGUUGCUAUUCCAAGUCAUGGUUCUAGUGAUAGAAAUGUGUCUUUUCUCACAUCAUUUUGUCUAUAAACAUGUUAAAAGAUCAAAUUUAACUCCCUCGAUCCCCCUCGAUAUUAUCAAACUUCUGUAUUUUAUAUUCAUCAUAUAGAUUUUCCUUGCUGCAGAAGCUAAGACGUUCCUUUUAUUACUUUGUUUUACGAUCUUGAACAUUCGGACCAGAAAAAAAUACGAAACAUGUCCAAACAUUUUAAAAACAGUGUGAAGUAAGCAUCUAUAUGCCCAAGCUGAAAACUCUGACAGGCUUAAAGAACUGUUGGUACACUUAGAUCACCAGAGCCUAAUCUAGCUGAGGUUAAAAAUGUCCUUUCAUCAUGGGAACAAUUCACUUAACACAAAAUGGUUUUUCUCCCUCCUUUAGGACGAAACUCGAGUGAAGGUAACUGUACUGGAAGUCCAACCCAUUGACCACAGAGAGUACAGCAGGAGACUCCUCAGCAACAUCCGCCAACUGGCCGGAUAAAAUCCUCCAAAGGGCUGCCUGGUGACUAAACUGGUCCUCCACUGAUCUCUGACUUCUCCAACUUUUUCCACCGGACAACAACAUUUCUGAGGCGACAGAUGGGCGGCCACUGAUUCAUCGUGUUUAAAUGGCAGAAACAAGAGACUAAUGCUAAGUUGUUCAUGUUCUUCAACUGGCUGGUUGAACAACAUCAGAAAUGUGGCAUUUACAUUAGAUUUUAUGCCAGUAUAACAGAGAGGAUUAAAAGACAGUUUUUUAUGUAGGUCAUUUGACAUGUUCUGUCUUUGUUUUAUUUACGUGAUUCAUCUCCCUGGUUGUAGAUCUUUUGUUUAUGCCCAGUGUGCAAUGUGUGAGAUGUAGAUGAGUCAGAUUAUUUUAUUUUUAUUGUUUUGAAAAAAGUAAGGUGUGGGAGAUGCACGUGUUGGCAAUUGUUUUAUCUGCAUGUUGUCUUAAAUCCUUUUUAAAUUCCUUUGUUUCAGUUUUAAGUGUGUCAGUUUUCUUUGUGGACUUCUAAAAAUGUCUUAAAAAAGAGUGAAUAAAAAGGAAGUUCAUGUCCAGUUCACUGUG